AUGAAAACCCAUUAUGAAAAUGCAACCAUCAUUAAAACGCCGCUCUUCCCCAAAGAUCUCUUUACCAAAGAGCAACUCGAAAAUGGUGCUGUUGUAUGUCACAUAAUCGGUGUGAUAUACAUGUUCGUAGCCUUGGCCAUCGUUUGCGAUGAAUUCUUUGUGCCUUCCUUGGAUGUGAUCAUCGAAAAAUUGGGCAUUACAGAUGAUGUUGCGGGCGCCACAUUCAUGGCGGCCGGCGGCAGUGCGCCCGAAUUAUUCACCAGCGUUAUUGGCGUCUUCGUGUCAUUCGAUGAUGUGGGCAUCGGUACAAUUGUCGGUUCGGCUGUCUUCAAUAUACUGUUCGUGAUCGGUAUGUGUGCGUUAUUCUCGAAAACGGUGCUGACGCUGACGUGGUGGCCGCUGUUUCGUGAUUGCACCUUCUACAGUAUUAGUCUAAUGGUAUUGAUAUACUUCUUUCGGGAUAAUCUCAUCUACUGGUGGGAGGCUCUUAUUCUGUUCAGCAUUUACUGUGCCUAUGUGACCUUUAUGAAAUGGAACGUGCAGGUGGAGACGUGCGUCAAGAGAGUGAUAACGAAAAAUAAGGUGACUCGCGUCCGAAGUACAGAUCAGCUUAUGCCAGCAGUAAGUAGUUGGGAAGUUUUUUUGCUAAAAAAAAUGAAAAAAAAACAGAAUAAUUGAAAUUGAAUUUGAAUU
This is a messenger RNA of Lucilia cuprina (Australian sheep blowfly), 693 nucleotides long. RefSeq names its product sodium/potassium/calcium exchanger Nckx30C-like. Gene Ontology annotation, molecular function: calcium channel activity; calcium, potassium:sodium antiporter activity. The coding region runs from base 1 to 678 and encodes 225 amino acids. Gene Ontology annotation, biological process: intracellular calcium ion homeostasis; calcium ion transmembrane transport. Gene Ontology annotation, cellular component: membrane. The record is from RefSeq and is a predicted model, not a curated record. NCBI's taxonomy places the organism in Eukaryota, Metazoa, Arthropoda, Insecta, Diptera, Calliphoridae. The transcript is spliced from 2 exons.